CUUCCUGCAUGUGCCGACAAUAUGGCAGCGCCUGUAGCGAUUCACCUGGAGUUUGGAGGAGGAGCAGAGCUGCUUUUUAAUGGUGUGAAGGAGCAUCAUGUGACACUUCCAAGCCAAUCAGAACCUUGGGACAUGAAGCAGCUGCUGGUCUGGAUCCAACGGAACCUGCUGAAGGAACGGCCUGAGCUCUUUGUCCAAGGAGACUCUGUGAGACCUGGGAUUCUGGUGCUCAUCAAUGAUGCAGACUGGGAACUAAUGGGGGAGCUGGAUUACCAACUGCAAGACCAGGACAACGUUGUGUUCAUUUCUACUCUUCAUGGAGGAUAGAAAAUGAGUGAGGAAGGCAAACAUAUCCCUGACAUCUCUGUAACAGCUUUUCCUCCGCAUCCUCUACACUCUUCCCUCUUUCCCCUGACAUCCCAACAACACGUCACCCCAUUGGAUGCUGUGAAACGUGUCAACCUGCACCGUGACGACUGAGAUGAUUGAUGUUGGUCCGCAGGAAUGAGUGGAAAUUCAGAGAUGGUUACUGAGAAAAAUGUGGAAGCUGUGAGACAGGAAUUCUGCGGACUUUUUCGUAAAUACCAUUAUUUUUCUUUUUUCUUUUUUUUUUUCUUUUUUUUUUAAAUCAAGGUGGACAGGCUCAAGUGGCAGUCAGACGAAGCUCUGGUUGUACUGGGCGGCUCACAGGUGCCAGUGUAAAUACCUACAGUUAGUGUGUAUGCCUUCAUCUCCCUGCAAUUUCUCUUCCAGUGUGACUGUGAAGGACAAAAUGACCUUAUCUUGAGUUCUGGUCAAGAAAAUAUUAAAGUAAAGGUAACACUUUAACCCUCACUAAUUAGCAUUUAUUAGCUGCAUUUACACAUUUAAUAAAUUGUUCACACUAUAUUGUAGCUGUAUGCAGAUAUGAUGACAUUGGAAGUGUUCAUUAAUGUCUUUGUCAACAAUUGUGCUCAUAUGAAUACAUAUUUUAUAUGAUUACAACUGUGUUAUAUUACCAUCGUUCAUUAUCUGUUCAUACACCAGCCACCACUUAUGGAAGCUUCACAGGUGAAGUUGUCAAAUACAUUAAUAAACACCUAAAAAUGUAUUUCUAGCUACUUACACCUACAUUAUAGUGUGUUAUGAACUAUUUAUUCAUUGUCAACACAGUGCUUAUAAAUGCUAAUGUUAGAAUAA
Molecule: messenger RNA, 1179 nt
Organism: Seriola dumerili (greater amberjack)
Lineage: Eukaryota; Metazoa; Chordata; Actinopteri; Carangiformes; Carangidae
Gene: urm1
Product: ubiquitin related modifier 1
Exons: 5
Coding region: 22-327 (101 amino acids)
Biological process (GO): protein urmylation; tRNA thio-modification
Cellular component (GO): nucleus; cytoplasm
Molecular function (GO): protein tag activity
Source: RefSeq, a predicted model, not a curated record